AUGUCAAUGCCAGAAGGGCCCUCGCUCACACCUCCUCACAUCCCCCCACCGACACUCAAACGACCCCGUCAGAGCAAUGGUGCAGCCGUCAAUGGUCUGGGAAGACAUAAACGUCGGAAACCGGAAGAUAGCGUCGGUCCUGACAGUGGGACUGAUAAGAAAGGUGCGAUCAACUUUGGAGUAGGAAUGGUCAAAGGUCGUGAAGAUGAAUUUGGCGAGUCUCAAGAGGUGGUCACUAGAGUUGAUUUCAAUGACUUGCCGGAUGAUUGUCUUUAUAGGUAUUUGGAGGUAUAUGAUUUAGUACCCAGAUGGGACGUGUCUCCUUGGUCUGAAAAACCUUGCACGCCUCCAAACGCAUUGUAUACCCUCACCCCUGCUCCAGCGGCGAUACCUAUCAACCCUUCACCUCCAAAACCCUCUCCGGUCAACACCCCCACUGUCCCCAGCACCAUUCUCCCGGACGUACAAGCUGAUCUAUCCAUGUCAGUCGACUUGCCACCUACCUCCGGUUUAACCGAUGCAGUGGAGGAUGUGCCAAACUCCGUUGUGGCCGACGCGAUCGAACCUGAGCCAGAACCUGAUCUUCCUGCUCCUCCUACCACACGUUCGAAAACUCUUCCAUCACGUAGACCACCUACACCUUCCCCCGAACCACAAGUAGUGAAGCGAGGCGUAAUGACUCUUAGCGAUGUGCAUGCCGCAAGAGGGGCAUUGGCAGAGAGAGCCAACGCUCAUUGGGCUAAAGGAUUAGGAGGAGGGCAGAAUAAAGAGGGGGAGACUAUCGUGAAUUUCUUAUAUAAGAAUAGAGUAGGGCACGGUCGAUUGUUGAGGGUUUAUAACCCUAUGAGAGAAGGCUUAUGA
Messenger RNA from Tremella mesenterica DSM 1558, 861 nucleotides. RefSeq lists its product as uncharacterized. NCBI's taxonomy places the organism in Eukaryota, Fungi, Basidiomycota, Tremellomycetes, Tremellales, Tremellaceae. The record is from RefSeq and is a predicted model, not a curated record. Bases 1 to 861 code for a protein of 286 amino acids. The transcript has 4 exons.